AUGUUCGACAAGUUCUGCCGUUACUGUAAAAUGUUCGGUAGCUGCGGACUCUGUUAUCCUCGGAAGCGCGGGACCAACGGCGAACAUUGGCAGAUUAGCAAGACAGGCAUGGGUCCACCCGAAGCGGAGUCUACCUCUGCGUCAGUGUCCAAGUAUUUUCAUCUACCUGCGAUGCCACACCUACCACAUCGACCCACGAAAGAGGAGUUCUUAGCUGCCGCCAAUGGCUUUUGGGAACGGUUAAAGGUUCGUUUUAAGUGGUUCUCUAUCAGAAGCAUGAGACCGUGGAAUAUAGAUGAGUGGGGCGCUUUUGUGUCCUGGUUUCUGUUUGGUCAUCUAGUCUGGAUUCUAGUCGGCACAACAACUUUCUUCUCUCUAGGUAUACUCUUUAUUAACACUGUUUUUGCGCAAGAAACUUUGGCAAAAUGGGUUGGCGAUUAUUUGACCGAAUCUGCUGGUGUAACUGUGGUUUUCGAGUCUGCCAUCGUUCCUAGGUGGAAGGACGGUGUCAUCUCCUUCCGGAAUGUAUUCGUCUCCCGAAGGCCAGGCCAAGUCAAGUCUUCAGUCAGCAAGGGAUCAUCGUCCAACGCUGCUGCAGUUGCCGCCGCUGAAAGAGGAACCGAUAAGGAGACCCCCGCUCCUGUUGAAGUAGACGAUGGCAACUAUACACAAUUUGACCUUACGUUAAACGCGGUUAAUGUUACGCUAUCGUUCGUCAAGUGGUGGAAUGGUAGAGGCCUACUUAAAGAUGUUGAGAUCAAAGGUGUUCGGGGAGUUGUGGAUAGGACCUCAGUGAGGUGGUCCGGCGAGCCUACUGAUCCCUUAUCAUACCGUCAUGAGCACAAUCCCGGCGAUUUUGAAAUCGACUCCUUCAAACUAGAGGACUUACUCCUCACUAUUCACCAACCGGGAGGGUUUCGACCUUUCCCUGUGAGUAUCUACUCCUGCGAACUUCCUCAGUUGAGGAAACAGUUCUUAUUUUACGACUUUUUAGCCGCCACCCAUAUGUCUGGAUCAUACGAUGGCUCACUCUUCACGAUACAUCCUCGCCAGAUUCACGGCGUUCCUGCUGGCCGCGAGCACAUAUCAUCCGAUCCAUUAGGGGAGCCAGACGUCUGGAAAAAGUAUAGCCGUAUACGAAUAGACGGACUGAAGAUUGAUCAUCUCAACCGGGGAGUCGAAGGUCCUUUUGGAUGGAUUUACGAAGGCAAUGUUGAUAUUGUCGCCGACAUAAGAUUCCCAGCCGAUGACGAUGACGGCAUCACAAAGGUGAUGUCUGAAUUUUACGACCGGCUCGAGGAAGCAGUUACGUCAAACCGCUAUAUCCGUAUUCUUGAUCUUGACAAGCCCCGUCGACAGGAAGAGGUUAUAUUUAACGCCCCAAGCCACUUAGAAUCCAACGAGGAAGCAAACGAGGUUAACGGUACUACUACACCUAUCAGCCCCCCAUCUAACAAUAACCCGACCCAAACACAAUCUGCCCUACUAACCUCCUCGGCAUCCGACGAAGAGCCCCCGCGAUACCUUGUCAUGGAUCUACGUAUCCACUUAAACGACGUGAAGGCUACCGUCCCCGUCUUCACGUCUAACCUAUCGUACGUAAACCAAGCGCUAGUGCGGCCCAUCGUGGCAUACAUCAACGCGAAGCGCACAUAUAUCCCUAUUAGCUGCCGUAUUGUCAAGCGGGUGUCUGACUUUGACGGUUCCUGGACUAUCUACGACUGCGGACUUAUGGAUGAUGCUUCCGCCGAGAUGUAUACCGCCUUCGCCCGCGACGUUGAGGACCAGCAGAGCCGCGUCCGCCGCCUCAAGAAGGUCGGCUUCUGGACCCUAAGUCUCGCUGUCCACGCCCUCUUCAUGGGCAUGGCUGGAAACGUCAUAUAA
This is a messenger RNA of Daldinia childiae, 1884 nucleotides long. RefSeq names its product Mitochondrial distribution and morphology protein 31. The transcript is spliced from 3 exons. NCBI's taxonomy places the organism in Eukaryota, Fungi, Ascomycota, Sordariomycetes, Xylariales, Hypoxylaceae. Gene Ontology annotation, cellular component: mitochondrial inner membrane. Bases 1 to 1884 code for a protein of 627 amino acids. The record is from RefSeq and is a predicted model, not a curated record. Gene Ontology annotation, biological process: mitochondrion inheritance.